CGCGACAACAUUAAUAACUUACUUUCUUAAACAAGAUAUAAAAAUUAAAGAAAAAAUAAUAUCCAAAGGCUGUUUAAAUAGCAACCCUUUGCCGACGUCGACAAAAAAAAGAAAAUCCAAAAUGGCGAUGGAGACGUCAGAUUUUCCCGCCGCCGCGAUCUGGCUGGAAAAGUAAACAAAAAGUUCGUAAACAAAAAGUUUGGCACUACCCCUCGCGGCGGCUGGACAUGAUUUUGGAACGCACGCGUUGACAGCGCCAUGUUCAGCUUCUUCCGAAAGAAAACCGCGGGAAAGCCCGAGCCCGUGGCGGAAACACCCGAAGCGUCCCGAAAUAUCCCGAAGGAUGACGCCGCCGCCGCAGUCGCCGCGCGCGCGCCUAGACAACACCAUGAUGUAACGAACGAAAAAACGAACACACAAAAAGAUGUAGUCAACCUCCUCAUACCGCAGACUGUCUACAAUCAAAAGUCUAGCAGCGGCGGCAUUUUCCACAACAUCAUGGCGGGGAAAAAGAAGAGGAACAGGAAAAACAAUCAACUGUCGCGCGCUCAGUCCUGUCGGGAGAUCUCGCCACAGAAAGAGACGCAGGAUGUGAGUUUGCAGCGAAGUCGCGCCGAACUGGACAGCACGUACAAACAGUGCGAGGUGACUCGCAGCGCGGACGACGUCAGCGCACCCACGGACGCCAAAAAUACAUCCGACGACGCACCCGACCACGCCGACUUCGUAAAAGCUUUGGUCCUGCAGAAAUACGCAAAUAAAUCACCGAUCGAAGCGAAGAAGCAGCACGUGUCGCUCGUCUACGUGUCUGAUGAGCCGAAUUUAGAGGAGAAACAACGCGCCGAGACAUUGCUCCGCGAGAUCGCCAAGAGCAUAGACUGCACCAUCGACAAAUUAAAUGCCGAGAAAGAGCUAAUGGGGGCGACGGACAGCAAGGCCGUGGACAAGAAAAAUAGCCGCAAUGACGCCCUGUAUCACAAUGAACCGCUGUACGAAACCAUAGAUGAUAGGGACGAGGACGGCCAGAUUAGAGCAUUCAAAGAUGACUUGAAAGAGGAAUUACAAAAGCUUCUCAAGAAGCAAAAUGAGGAAGCGGAUAAUAUGAAGGGCGAACAGCACAAAAAUGAUGGAAACGAUUCCGAAGUAUUUGAAUCUCCAGUUAGUAUAAAGAAAUCUAAUCUCAAACCUCCUCGAUCAGACACUGAAGGUUGUUCAGACGACGACAGGUCGGAUUGCGGGAAGAAACGGGUUACAUUCAGAAAACGUAUAGUUUUUGAUGACGGUGACGAACAGACCGACAACGAAGUGGACUCGUCGUUCGAAUCUCUUACCUCUUCCGAAGAAGAAGAGUCAGCGGAAGAGGAUAAUGAGGUUCCCGACAACGAUGAGAGGCUCGGAGGAGUUACAGUCAGCAGAAACGAAAACGACAACAAAACUGUGAUAGAAAAUAUAAACGACACAGACACCGGUCAACAAGCCGACAUCAAAAUCACAAUAGAGGGCAGUGACGAUGAUGACGAUAAGUGUAAGAGGAUUUCCAGUGACAAUAGUGAUAGUGGAUUCUUAGAGAUAAGUGAUAAAAACAAUGGGUCAAGUGAAGACCUGAGCAGUGAAGUGAAAACUCUAGUCGCGAGUGAGAGUGAGAGUGAAGUGAGUGAGAGCGAGAUUACGGAUAGUGACAGUGAGGAAAUAAUUGAGAUUAUUGAGGAGAUAGUUGAGGAAGACUACGAAGAGGACAAGCCUGAAUUCAAAGAUGCAGUUGAUACGCAGAAGUCGCUGGUGUCGCAGGAGAGCAAGUUCGCGUCGCAGGUGGCUUCGCUGACGCAGCUAGCGGACUCCCGCGUCGGGGAGGCCGAGAACGCCAGGCUCCUGAUCGCACAGUGCCGCAAGGAGAUCGAGGCGAAGGACCAUGAGAUUGAACGCCUCAAAUGCUCGCUGGCAUCAGCCUACAAGGAGUCGGAGCUGGUGCGCCAGCGCAGCCGCUCCCUGGAGGAGGAACUGUCGGCUGCCAGAACCUGCAGCGCGGACCUCGCCCACCAGCUCAGUAAUAAGAACGAUGAAGAACUAAGACAGCUGCGCUCAGAACUAGAAGAUGCUCUCACGAGGCGAGCGGAGCUGGAGUCCAGGGUGCUGUCGCUGGAGCGAGAGAGAGAUAGAUUGGAGCAGGACAAGAGAUUGCAGGAGCAACGGGCGGCGGAGGCACUAGCAACAGCAGAAUCGAACACGACAAAAUGGCGUCUCGCCCACGAGGCGGCGCGGUCGCAGGCGGCGGCGCGGGCCGAGCGCAUGCUGGCAGACUGCGAGUGGAAGAUGAGGGAACUGGAGAAGAGGGCCAGGGACGCGGAGAGGGUGAAGGGGGAGCUAGAAGAAUCCCUCGAAAAGGCCAAGAAUGAGAAGCCCGAGCCCUCCCAAGCCCACAUGGCCGAACUACAACAACUACGCGGGCUGGCCACAGAACAACAACGCUCGGUGCAAGCGCUGACGAUGCAGCUGCAACGAGUGGAGACCAGAGAGGAGGCGUUGAAGCUGGAGGUGCAUAGGCUGAAGGAGUUGUUGGAUAGAGAGACCACGGUUAGCCGGGAUAAGGAGGAGAGGCAUGCGCUGGCCAUAGCCCGUCUGGAACAGCAGCACAGCAAGAACCUGGAGACAUUCAAGGCGGAACAGACAGCAGCCGCCGCGUCCUCCCGCGCCGCCAUGGAGCGCGCUCAUGCUGACAGGACCAGGACCGCCCUGGCGCAGUUGCGGGCUGAUGCGGAGAAAGACGCUAAGAAUGCUGACAGGAAACUUCGGGAGGUCACGACGAGGUUCGAAAACUUAAAAGAGUUGCUGGCAACAAAAACGGCUCAAUUCGAGAGCGACAUCGCCGAAGCACACAGCAAGGCUGACUGGGAGCUGAUGCAGCUCAGGCACAUGCUGGACAAAGCUGACAUCACGUACGCUAACAACAUGGACAAAGCCAACGAGAAGUUUGAGAAGGAGAAAGAACGUCUAAUUGAAGAAUGGUCUGCGAAAGUGGAAGCCGUAGAGGAGGAAGCAGCAACAGCCCAGGAAGAAGCCAAAAAACUGCUCGAAACAACACGAAUGAAACUCAUUGCAGAGAAAAACGAUAUCAUUAACAAAUUAAAGGAACAGCAUAGACAGGAAAUGGAUGAUCAAUGGGAAAGAUUUAUGUCAGACAAAGAGAACUGCUUGGCACGAAUGAAAGCCGAAUGCAGACAAGAAGGAGAAGAAGAUAGAGUCAAAAGAGAGAAAGAGUUACUGGAAGAACUCGCAGAGUUGAAGGCACAGAUACAGUCUAAAGACACAGAUUAUAACCAGCUCGCUAAUAAAGCAGACGCGGUUGGAAGAACGUUAGCGGUCACGGAACAAGAACUCAGAGAGGCGCUGGCUCGAGAGAAGGACCUUCGGGAGCGGCGCUCGGAAGACCAGGGCCGCAUCAAGCAGGUGGAGCGAGCCUCCAUGGACCAGAUCGAGCAUUUGACCAGGAAGUGCGCGUGUUUGAGGAAACUUUUCGACGACAUGCGAGCCAAGCUCAUGGAGCGCGAGCGGAAGGCGGAAGUAGAAGCGAAGGCCAGAGAGAAGGAGCUCGUGCACCUGCGCGCCGAAGUCGCCAGGCUCACCAAGCUGCUUAUGGAGCAGAGUGCACCAAAGCUGGGUGCAAGAACGCGGGCAGACGGCUGCGAGAACGCACCUCACAUCGACGAGACAUCGUUGACGAAGACCUCCACACCCGCUGACGCGCUGCAGAAUCCACCGAGGAGGAAAGGCGGGACCCGCACGUCAGAGUUAACACGCAAACGCACCCUCCCGAACUUGCCGCUACUUCCGCCGGAAGCGCGUUUGACAGCUGUUGAUAUACAAGAUGGCCGCCGCCGCGCCAACAGCGUGGAUCUACCCGCCGUGCAGGUGCCCGGCAGGAUCAAACAAUUAGAACAGAAGGGAUUUAAACUCGAUUGAACACAUUGAUAUUUUGUGAAUUUAUGUCUAUUUUAAGUUUUAACGCUAAGUUGCAGAAAGGAACAUUAAGCUAAGUCGGCAUUAAAUCUAUGUCGGUCUCUUUCUGACCGUAUACUGUCAAAGCAAGGCAGCCAUACAUUUAAAGUCCCUUUCUGUAACUCAGCGUAAAUAUUACCUACUAGUGCAAUAAAAAAAUAUAGUAACUUGUAACUCUUGAUCUGAACUUAAUUGAAUCUGAGAGAUAUUUUUAGCGAUAAAAUUAAUUUAUACUUACCUACGCGUCUAAAAAUUAUAAAUGAAGAAGUUAUGAGACAACAAGGUGGAGUAUUUUGCUCCCUUUAGAAAUUUCAAAAACGGCUUAGUUUCGAAAAUUAAAGGGUCCCAAAGUCCUCAUAAUUAACAAGUAGGUAAUUGCUUACUUAUUUUUAUUCUUAAUUUAAGCAUAGUGUAUUUAAAAAUAACUUCUGGACGUUGAAAAUAGAUAAAAAAUACCUAAAGGUAAAUAACCUUUAACAGUAAAAACAAUAAACACUUUUUUGA
This is a messenger RNA of Plutella xylostella (diamondback moth), 4497 nucleotides long. RefSeq lists its product as uncharacterized. The record is from RefSeq and is a predicted model, not a curated record. Lineage: Eukaryota; Metazoa; Arthropoda; Insecta; Lepidoptera; Plutellidae.